UACUAGUCCUUGUCUAUUUCUGGUAGCGCCGCAGCACCCAACUCGGCGGACGCGGGGGGCGUGGUCCACAUGAACCGGAACCAAUGGGGAGGGAGGCCGAGGCCAGAGCACCGCCCCCAACGUGACGCAAGACCCCCGGACACAGGCGUCUCAGCCCAGGCCCCAGUCCCUGCAGUGGCUGUAACAAAACCCAGACCCCCAGGUCCGGGCCAAUGGAGGCGAUUUAGACUGGAGCGGGACCGCGUCUGUCAAAAGGCCGACUCGGCAGCAGCGGCGGAGUCCAGAAGGAGAGCUGGAGCCGCCGCGCUGCCUCCCCGCCCCCGCCGGGAUUUAUUGAGUAUUUGGACUGGACAAUUAAGUGGCCCUGAUGAUGUUACCAAGCCCGGUCACCUCCACCCCUUUCUCAGUCAAAGACAUUUUGAAUCUGGAGCAGCAGCAGCAGCAACAGCACUUCCACGGCGCGCACUUGCAGGCGGACUUGGAGCACCACUUCCACUCGGCGCCCUGCAUGCUGGCCGCCGCCGAAGGGACGCAAUUUUCGGACGGAGGGGAGGAGGACGAGGAAGAAGAGAGCGAGAAACUGUCCUAUUUGAACUCACUAGCCACAGCCGAUGGCCACGGGGAUUCGGGGCUCUGUCCCCAGAGCUAUGUCCACACGGUUCUGCGAGACUCGUGCAGCGGGCCUAAGGAACCCGAAGAGGAGCCCGAGGUCGUGAGGGACCGGAGCCAAAAAACCUGCCAGCUGAAGAAGCCUCUGGAGGCGGCCGGAGACUGUAAGACGGCGGAGGAGAGCGAGAGGCCGAAGCCACGCAGCCGCCGGAAGCCCCGGGUCCUCUUCUCACAAGCCCAGGUCUUCGAGCUGGAGCGCAGGUUCAAGCAGCAGCGGUACCUGUCGGCGCCCGAGCGCGAGCACCUCGCCAGCAGCCUGAAGCUCACGUCCACACAGGUGAAGAUCUGGUUCCAGAAUCGCAGGUACAAGUGCAAGAGACAACGGCAGGACAAGUCUCUGGAGCUGGGCGCGCACGCGCCCCCGCCACCCCCGCGCCGCGUGGCGGUGCCGGUGCUGGUGCGGGACGGCAAGCCGUGCGUCACGCCCGGCGCGCAGCCCUACGGCGCGCCCUACAGCGUGGGCGCGGGCGCCUACUCCUACAACAGCUUCCCCGCCUACGGCUAUGGGAACUCGGCUGCCGCCGCCGCCGCCGCCGCCGCUGCCGCCGCCGCCGCCGCGGCCUAUAGCGGCAGCUACGGCUGUGCGUACCCGGCAGGCGGCGGCGGCGGCGGGGGCGGCGGGGGUGGCGGCGCCUCCGCGGCGGCCUCGGCCCUGCAGCCCGCCUGCGGCGCGGCCGGAGGCAGCCCCUUUGUGAACAUGAGCAACCUGGGCGGCUUCGGCAGCGGUGGCGGCGCGCAGCCGUUGCACCAAGGGGCCGCGGCUGGGGCCGCGUGCGCGCAAGGCACCUUGCAGGGCAUCCGGGCCUGGUAGGAACCGGGCGAGUCACGCGGCGGCCACCCCGCCGCAUCCUGGCGCCGCGGGACUGAAGCGCGAGAAAGGCUGGAUCCAAGGGCCUGGUCCCCUCGUUAAAAAAAAUAUAUACACGUCUCGCUCUCCAGGGCCCCGGAGCGCAGCUCCCACGAGGCCUGGGGAAUGGGGCUCAGGGGCGAGGAGGAUGCCCGGGACCGGUCUCCGAGACUGUCUCUGAGGCAGAAAUGCCGGCUGGGUGCCGGGGAGGACGAUGGCCCCGACCCUGGCCUCGGAGGGAGUGCGAGAGGGGAGGACUCUGGCUGCCGCUCGGUACUCCCAGAGCGAGAAGGGCUUCUCUCCCUCUGCGGCGGUCCCGCAGUCUCCGCGAAGCAUUGACGAAGAACCCAAAGACGAAAAAAAGCAUGAAGGAGAGAAAAAUGGGCGUCGUGGCUUGAGAAAUCCCCAGGCCCUACCGACCCUUUGCCUGCUUUGCGGGCCCGGAGCGCCACUCCACAGGCGAUUUUCCUUUUCCCAACCGCCUGCCCUCCGCGGCGGAUACCUCGGCCUGGAUCUCAGGAUUGUCAGAGGGAGUAGAACUCUUCGAGAAAAGCCAGCGGAGAGAGAGCAAAAGUUGGAGAAUGAACAAAUCCGAGACCCGGUGGCCCACCGGAGGUGUUACCCGGUUUCCUUUCUGUUUCGUAGUCUGUAUUCAGCACAUAUAAUAUAUAUAUAUAUAUAUAACUAUAUCCUCACGCCGUGUACACACCCGCUGCCAUACACUACAGGAGUCAAUAAAC
This is a messenger RNA of Equus caballus (horse), 2256 nucleotides long. It is a transcript of the gene NKX2-3, whose product is annotated as NK2 homeobox 3. NCBI's taxonomy places the organism in Eukaryota, Metazoa, Chordata, Mammalia, Perissodactyla, Equidae. Gene Ontology annotation, molecular function: RNA polymerase II cis-regulatory region sequence-specific DNA binding; DNA-binding transcription factor activity, RNA polymerase II-specific. Gene Ontology annotation, cellular component: nucleus. Gene Ontology annotation, biological process: cell differentiation; regulation of transcription by RNA polymerase II. The record is from RefSeq and is a predicted model, not a curated record.